Messenger RNA from Xyrichtys novacula (pearly razorfish), 5334 nucleotides. Lineage: Eukaryota; Metazoa; Chordata; Actinopteri; Labriformes; Labridae. The record is from the annotation of a GenBank genome assembly.
GAGAAUUGUAAGUGAUAGAGUGCUGACAGGUCAGUGUCAGGGGGGAGCCGUCAUGUCGCUGCAGUUCACAGAUGAGGAGUUUCAGAGCGCUUGGAGGGAGCUGGAUGAACCGCAGCUGGAGGGAGGAUGGGAGCUUUUUACGGAGACGAUGGGAGUGAAAAUCUACCGGCUUUAUGAUAAGGUACCACAACAAAUCAAACAAAUCACAAACCCGCUGGUUUCACACACGAAGGAGCUGCCGGAGACUCACUGAAUGAAUGGGGUCGUCCAUUCAGUGCUGGGAUUCCUUUGCGUUUCCUCAGUUACACCUUUAAAAUCCCCAUUUUGCGGUCAUUUGAAAGCCUUAUUAUAAUGUUAUCUAUGAAGAAGAGCAUUAGGAAACAUACCCGCAGUAAUCUCCUAGUGGCCGACACGAGAACUAUCCGGAAACCGAUGGAGACUCGUUGGACUAAUAACCAGGCAGUACAUCAAACCAAACUCCAUUGGCAAAACUAUCAUUUUACUUUUACGAGUACUUUUGCCUAGCAUUUAUAGUUUUUGAAAACUGGUUGAACAGAUAAAUGAGAUGGAAAUGAACCAGCCUUUAAUUCGGCAUAUAUUGGACACAUCAGGGUUAUAGCCUUUAAUACGUUUUGGCAUAAAAAGCUGAGCAAAAACGAACUAAUCUGUAAAAUUUAAUGUAUAUUCGAUUAGCCGGCAUGAAUGGAAAAGACAAAUUAAAAGUCUUAAUGAAUACAUAAACGAAAAAAAUAAUGCGUCGAAUGAGUGCCACAUUUAAACUCAUAUUUUGAGACAUAUCUAGUGAAAUAUAAUGAACUUUUAUUAGCCACCAAAGAACCCUUCUUAUCAUUAACUUGAAACCUCCUGAUAUUGAAAUUAUAUAGAAAAAAUACCCCCUUUUUAAUUUAGAUAAUAUUGUAAAGGAAUCAAUAUUUUAUUGACUUCAAGGUCCUAAUGUGGUGUUGAAAUUCAGGAAAAAACAAGGCUAUCUUAAAUGUGUGUUUUUGUGAAUGGGUUUUGGUUUGACUUUGAUUUACUUAAAGUAGUCAUGCAUGAAUCUUGAAACCACAACCCAUAGACGCAGUUUGUUUGGUUUUAUUUGGUAUUAGUGUGAGAAAAUCAUCCUCUGACCUGUUUAUUGUACUUUUGAAUCUUUCCAACACAUCCACACUUGUUGUCAGAGUGUUUAUGAGUGUUACACUGACUGGCUCUAAUCAGAGUUGUGUGGUUUGGGAUUAGUGACACACUGUGGGUGUGGUAUGUUGGCCUGCAAUUCAAGCAGAGGGAACUUUUUGCAUUGUGUUUUCAGGAAACUGGGCUUUAUGAGUACAAAGUCUUUGGUGAGCUCACCACCUGCCUCCCAGAGCUGUGUGCAGAUGUCUACAUGGAUUUGAUGUACAGGAAAAAAUGGGAUGGAUAUGUGAAAGGUAAGAAAAGACCCCAGAAGAUUGAGUCUACUUUGUCUUUACCAGUUCUAUCUACCUGUCCUUUAAUUUCCAAUUGAAGAAGCAUAUUGCAUCAAAGUCUUCAUCCUCCUGCCAUGAAAUGAUUUAUUAUACAUUGUUUGAUAUACUUAAGUAACCCUUUCCUUCUUUCAUUCAUUUCUUCAUGCACCUCUACAGUAGCCUAAAGGUAACACAGUGUAGCUCUAGUUUGUAGACUGACACUGUAUUGUUGCUCCAUGGUUCGUCAGUAACAUCUAAAAACUGCUUGUUCUAGUUGUUAUCUUAGAUGUUAGAGUCAUUUCUGGAGUAGUUUAAGUUGCUUUAUGUCUGUUUUGAGUAGUAUCGUUAAUGAAUUUGUUUGCAGUUGUGCCCAUGUUUCAUAGGGAAUAUUUAAAUUCCAGCAGCGGUAACCCUUCAUAAAUUUAAACGUAACGUAGUUAUGAUCAAAGUGUUUCAUAAGCAGAGUUUGGAGCAGUUUGCACCACACAAACUUCUGCGUUUGAGAUUGUUAAUAGUAACUUGUUUGAUAAAUGUUAUUAAACACAGCUUAAAAGGAUAUUACAAGGUAAAAUUAGUUUAGGGUAUAACUUGCAUCAUCCCGCUGCAGCAACAUUCAUCUCUCGAGGGGGUGUCUUGACCCUAAAUUAAUUUUAUGCUGGAAUAUCCCUUUAACAGGAAUUCAGAGAACCCAUUGGUCAAUGGUGUCAAAGUAGUUUGCCAAGCAGAGCUAGCACCCCCUGCUUUCACUUUGUGAUAUCUGUGUACUGAUUAUCUUUUUUUGUUCAGAGCUCUAUGAAAAGGAUUUUAGUGGACAGACUGCGAUCUACUGGGAAGUUGUCUACCCGUUUCCUCUUUCCAACAGAGAUGUAUCUUUUUUGUGUUGAAUGUGAUUAAUAAGUUUGAAGUAAGUACAGAGUACAGAACACAUCUUCCCUGACAUUGCAAAUCUCAGUAUGUGUAUGUGAGGGAGCGCAGAGAUCUGGACAUGGACGGCAGGAAGAUCUGGGUGAUCUUGGCCAGAAGUUCUCCAGGGACUGCGUGUGCAGAGAAGAAAGGAGUCCUGCGGGUCAACGACUACAAACAGAGUGUCGCCCUUGAGAGCAACGGGUCCUGUGGAACGAGAGGUACACCUGAAACAAAACAAAAUGAUUCUGCUGCAUCUUUCAUGAAUAAAUAAUAUUACGUUCAGGAAUGGUAAGGCAGCUUCAUUUAAAACAUUGUAAAAUAUUGAGAGUUUAAGAUUUCAAGUUUAGUAAAGAUGUAGUCUUUACUUUGAGGUAAAAUUCUUAAUAAAUGUCAAAUAUCUGUGAAUUUUCUGUGAACUUAAACUUUUCUAAAUGAAGUCUACCGAUCUUGAAACGUACAGUUGAAGUCUUAAUAAAGCCCAAUAUGAAUUCUGAAUCUCUUCUGCGUUUCAGUGUUCAUGAAUUACUUUGACAACCCUGGAGGCAUGAUCCCUGCCUGGGUGGUGAACUGGGCGGCCAAGGUGAGUCCAUGCAGUAUUAUGCAGUGUGGUGUUUGGUGACCAAAACUACGACCCUGGAUGAGCUGGAAUUAGAGGAGCGAGGGUUUGCAUGAAUCUUGAGACCUGUUGUUGUUUAAAGGAACAACUGCACAAUAUCAUGUUGGUUUUAUUAGCGGGCACAUUCAGGCUCUCAUUGAUGUGGAAGUCUUAGAAAAAUGUUUCCCACGGCCGCGCAAAUUUAUUUAACAUCGCACGUUCCUGCCGACCUUCAACGGAUCUUUGAUGAGGGCUUUAAAACCACGUUAAAGGGUUCAUUCUCAGGCCUCACAGAGCGCCAUCUCUCCGCCUGCUUUAUGGUUUUUCCAUCAUUAUCGUUUGCAGAUGUGUUGCAGGGUGAUGUCAGCUGCACCUCUCCUCCUGGGUGAGUCCAACAUGAGUCUAUAUCGUUCACUGAUGGAUACUUUUCGUGUGUUUGUCUUUGACAGACCGGAGUUCCAGCUUUCUUAACGAACAUGCAGAACGCUUGCAACGACUACGCCAAGUACUGCCAGGAGAAAUGAAGGCGCCCGACUGGAGAGUGGCUCAUGCACAAGGGCUGCGUUUUAUUCUUUUGUUUUAGAUUUGGGAGGUGUUUUAAAGUUGUAUGAUUGAAUUUGAUUUUCUGUAUGGAGUCUAUGUGGCAUGGUUCGGCGGCUACUUGUCUUUGUAGCAUGCUGUUGAUCGACUCAGGCAUGAUGAGCACGACUGGCCGCCCACAUUUAAAGGCUGGAGCAAAAUCAAAUCAACUGCUGUAUUUACCUGUACUUCACUGUCUUUAUGUGCAAUCACUGGAAACUCCAGUUCCCUCAAGAUUUCUGAAUCUGUAUAUUUUUUUAAAGAUUCAUCUGUAAAAAAAAAAACAAAUGAAAAAAAUCACAUGUAACACUUUGUACAGAAGCCCUGAGAGGCAGAUGAGAGAAAAAUGGUGAUUCAAAGUCAAUCAUAACUUUUUCUGCCUGUGUUUGAACGUCAAAAUGUUACAGGAUACCUAUUAAUCUCAUUUCCAUCUUUUAUUCUGUCAGCCUGGGACACUUACAGAGUAGCUUUGCAUGAUUUAGAGCUCAAAAAAACUCCUUAUUUAUGUUAUGUGAAUUUCUAGCCUCUGCCUGAAUAUUUUAUUUUGGUUGCUUUUCCACCAAUAGAAAGCUAAACACAUCUGUAGCUAUAAAUUGACCACAAAGUUAUUCCUCUGCCUGAAACAUUUUGUUUUUGCAACUUGGAUGUUACUUAUUACACAACUUUGUAGUCAUGAAACAUUCUGAAAGUUAACACCUGCCUCAAAGUGCUUAGUUUUAGCUGCUUUUCCUCUGAUAAACAGUUGGAUAAAGCUUGUGGGUGUUACUUAUAGACUGUAUAUGGUAUAGACAACGUAACUCCGCCUCCUGUCAUUGUACUAAUUUGAAGCCAACAAGCUCCCGGUUUUUCCAGGAGCUUUCUCCAUUUCCUAAGACCAGAAUUUGUACAGUAGUGUUCAGCUGGAGACACAGCUUUAAUCAAAUCAAAUCAAUCAAAUUUAUAUAGCGCCAAUUCACAACAGUUGUCAUCCCAAGACGCUUUCCAAAGAAAAAGAGCAGGUCUAGACCACGCUUAUUGUUUGAUGAAUUAUCAAGACCAAGCCUACAUAGCAUUCUUUUUGCCAAAAACAGUCAGGAAAAUUGUUUCUGGUCCUGAAAUGUUUCCUUUUGGUCUCAUUUUGGACAGCUAUAAAGUUGGACAUAUCAUAUGGGUGUCACUUUGAACACAGCUUCGUAGUCAUGAAACAUCCACACAGUUCACUCCUGCCUAAAAUGCUUUGUUUCCAAUGUUUUUCCAUCCCUCUGCCUUAAAUACUUUCUUUCGGUUGAUCUUUUUUCAUGGCAAACCCCUAUUUUUUUAAACUAGCACUAGGGAAAACCAAAUGGUUUGGAUCACAUUCAGAAAACCUUGUUUUUCUCUUUUCUCUCAGGGCUUCUGUGCUUUUAUGUGUCUGUGUUGUGACAAUGAUAAGCUACAGAUGCAGUAUCUGGCCUCACAUUUCAUGGCUUGACCUCAUUUUAAAUCCAUGAACUGUACAUGUUUGAUGGAAAAAGAUACACUACUAUAGUUCAGACUUGAAUCAUACAGUUUUCUAUUUCAAUUGACUAGAAUUUAAUCAUGAGUCGUAAUGAAAUGGAAUGAUCACUCUAUGUUUAUAGGAAUGGCGCCAGACUUAUGCAAAGGUCAUGUUAUGAAACUGUGUUCUGAUUUAUCAUGGGCUCAUACACUAAAAUAUGCAGGAUGUGGGAUUAUACUGUACCUCAGCACUUAUGUACAAUAUCAGAUGUAUAUAAUUUAAUCAGGAUAUGAAAUGCCUAUGUAAUGUAGGUGUAAUACUGCUGAAAUGAAUAAAGUUUUAUGUGAAAUUUA